Trichobilharzia regenti is the source of this 400-nucleotide messenger RNA. The record is from the annotation of a GenBank genome assembly. NCBI's taxonomy places the organism in Eukaryota, Metazoa, Platyhelminthes, Trematoda, Strigeidida, Schistosomatidae.
AUGAAUUCAUUUAUGAUAUCAUCUCUAAUGAAUUCACAGACAUCAUGUACUAACAGUACUUGUAAUACAAAUGUUUUAGUUAAUUUAAAUUCGACACAUUCAAUGUUCACUGAUCAACAGUACGACAGUAUUUCAAUGAAUCAUAAUCAUAGUAGUAAUUAUUAUAAUGAUACACCUGUUAGUAAUUUAUGUCAAAGUAUUAAUUCUUCAGAUUAUUUAAAACAAAUUGAAUGUAUUUCAUAUUAUAAAAGUUAUUUACAUUUAUUUUUAACAAAAUUGAAUCAGCAAUAUUCAAUGCCCAAUAGAUUGAUAAUUGAUCAUUUACCCUGCCACGUAAAUACGAAUUCACAAGAAUCGAAAAGUAUUCAUAUCAAUACAAGAGAAGAAUAUUUGAAUAAAA